AUGUCGGGCGAAACCAAGGAUUUGAAUGACACCUUCGACAGUGCUCCUGGAGGGCGCAAUGCUGGUGAGCUGGCAAAGCCCGCCGAGGGUGAGGUUGGAGACAGCACUCCGGACUAUAUCCCCAAGGGAUUUUCGAAGAAGGACAUUGAGAAUAUGGGAGGAAGCUUGAAAGUGCACGUGCGACUGGCGCUUGAAGUGGACAUCCGGGUCAUUGCCAAAGUCAAGGGAGAUAUCUGCAUCGGGAUCUUGUAA
Messenger RNA from Fonsecaea multimorphosa CBS 102226, 252 nucleotides. RefSeq lists its product as uncharacterized. The record is from RefSeq and is a predicted model, not a curated record. Lineage: Eukaryota; Fungi; Ascomycota; Eurotiomycetes; Chaetothyriales; Herpotrichiellaceae. The coding region runs from base 1 to 252 and encodes 83 amino acids. The transcript has 2 exons.